Zymoseptoria tritici IPO323 is the source of this 393-nucleotide messenger RNA. RefSeq lists its product as uncharacterized. The transcript is spliced from 5 exons. The coding region runs from base 1 to 393 and encodes 130 amino acids. The record is from RefSeq and is a predicted model, not a curated record. NCBI's taxonomy places the organism in Eukaryota, Fungi, Ascomycota, Dothideomycetes, Mycosphaerellales, Mycosphaerellaceae.
AUGGCACCGAUCUUCACCUACGCCGUCGCCGCCCUGGCCUUCGCGCAAAGCGCCUACGCCGUGGUCUACGCAGCCAGAUGCAAAUUCGGCAACCCACUCGUUCAGAACAACAGGAUCACUCGCGCCGUCUGCGAUCUCACCAACGAACAUACGACCAAGGACGGAUCUUGGCACUACGUCGAGGUAGACAACGAGUGCAAGUACCUCGCUGGCGACAAUCCCAGGGACCAGCCGGGGUGGGCCGUGUUCGUCAAGUACUGCCCGGAGCAGAACGCGGCAGCAGACAAGAGCAGAGCACGCGGUGAGCAGACCUGUGGGUUUGUUAGGACGCCGGUCGAUGAUGUGAGUAGAAGGGCGGAGAGUGCUACGACCCCAGUCUGCGAGGGAGACUGA